Phaeoacremonium minimum UCRPA7 is the source of this 2319-nucleotide messenger RNA. RefSeq names its product putative transport protein sec23 protein. The record is from RefSeq and is a predicted model, not a curated record. Gene Ontology annotation, cellular component: endoplasmic reticulum exit site; COPII vesicle coat. NCBI's taxonomy places the organism in Eukaryota, Fungi, Ascomycota, Sordariomycetes, Togniniales, Togniniaceae. The coding region runs from base 1 to 2319 and encodes 772 amino acids. Gene Ontology annotation, molecular function: GTPase activator activity; zinc ion binding. Gene Ontology annotation, biological process: intracellular protein transport; COPII-coated vesicle cargo loading; COPII-coated vesicle budding. The transcript has 6 exons.
AUGGAUUACGAGGCUUUGAAGGAGCAGUGGAGCGAGGUAGAGGAUCGCGAUGGCGUCCGCCUCAGCUGGAACGUCUUCCCAAGCUCGCGCAUGGAAGCUUCCCGCCUGGUCGUGCCCAUCGGAGCUCUCUACACCCCGCUGAAGGAGAAGCCCGACACGCCGCUCCUCCAGUUCGAGCCUGUCACUUGCAAGCAGCCUUGCCGUUCAGUAUUGAACCCCUUCUGCCAGGUCGAUGUCCGCGCGAGGCUAUGGAUUUGCCCUUUCUGCCUCUCUAGGAACCCUCUUCCUCCCCAUUACAAGGACAUCACUGCCAAUGCGAUCCCGCCCGAGCUGCACCCAUCGAAUACCACCAUCGAGUACCGACUUUCGCGACCCGCCCCAAGCCCUCCUAUUUUCCUCUAUGUCGUGGACACUUGCCAGGAGGAAGACAGCUUGACUGCUCUCAAGGAGUCUCUGGUCAUGAGCCUGAGCCUCCUGCCGGCCAAUGCUCUUGUCGGACUGAUCACCUAUGGCACUAUGGCACAAGUUCAUGAGAUCGGUUACACUGAGUGCGCCAAGUCAUAUGUUUUCCGUGGUAGCAAAGAAUACUCUGCCAAGCAGGUCCAGGAGAUGCUUGGACUCACCCAACCUGCUCUGCGACCUGGCAUGCAGCCCAUGCCUGGCCGGCCAAUGCCCAUGGGUCCGGCAGCCCGCUUCCUCCUUCCCAUCGAACAAUGCGAGUUCCAGCUAACUAAGGCUCUGGAGCAACUUCAGAAGGAUCCAUGGCCUGUUGCCAACGACCGGAGAAACCUGCGAUGCACUGGUGUAGCUUUGAGCGUUGCCGUUGGUCUCCUUGAGUCCUCCUUCCAGAACGCCGGAGGCCGCAUUAUGCUCUUCGCUGGAGGUCCGGCAACUGAGGGGCCUGGAAUGGUUGUUGGUCCUGAGCUGAGAGAACCCAUGCGAUCUCACCACGACAUCGACAGAGACAACAUCAAGUAUUACAAGAAAGCGCUGAAGUUCUACGACAACCUUGCAAAGAGGACUGCUCAUAACGGUCACAUCAUAGAUAUUUUCGCUGGUUGCUUGGAUCAAGUUGGUCUUCUUGAGAUGAAGGGUCUGUGCAAUUCCACCGGCGGCCACAUGAUCCUGACGGAUAGUUUCACAUCAUCUAUGUUCAAGCAGUCAUUUGUUCGUGUUUUCGAGAAGGAUGAGGAUGACAAUCUGCUCAUGGGCUUCAACGCUGUUCUGGAAGUUCUUACCACCAAGGAACUAAAGGUAACAGGGUUGAUUGGCCAUGCUGUCUCCCUUAAUAAGAAGUCGACGUCGGUAGGCGAGACCGAAUGUGGUAUUGGCAACACAUGCUCUUGGAAGAUGUGUGGCAUUGACCCUAGUGCCAGCUAUGGUAUCUAUUUCGAAAUCGCCAGCCAGGGCGGGCCGUCUCAGCAUCAGCAGACCCCCCAAAAGGGAAUGAUGCAGUUUCUCACUUAUUAUCAGCACUCAUCUGGCCAAUUCCAUCUCCGCGUAACUACGAUUGCCAGAAACCUCAGCGGUCCGGCUGGUGACCCGGCUAUCGCUCAGUCUUUCGACCAGGAAGCUGCUGCGGUUCUCAUGUCGCGAAUCGCAGUGUUCAAAGCGGAGGUUGAUGAUGGUCCAGAUGUGUUGCGCUGGGUUGAUAGGAUGCUCAUCAGGCUAUGUUCAAGAUUCGCGGACUACCGGAAGGAUGAUCCGUCCUCAUUCCGUCUGGAGAAGAACUUCACUCUUUACCCUCAGUUUAUGUUCCACCUUCGGAGAAGUCAGUUCUUGCAAGUCUUCAACAAUUCUCCCGAUGAGACUGCCUUCUAUCGCCACGUCUUAAACCACGAGGAUGUCAGCAACUCGCUGAUCAUGAUACAACCUACCUUGGACUCAUACACUUUUGAUCAGGAAGGCGGUCAGCCCGUCCUGCUUGAUUCGACCUCUAUCCAGCCAACUCACAUCCUGCUUCUCGAUACCUUCUUCCACAUUCUCAUUUUCCACGGCGAGACCGUUGCUGAGUGGAGAAAGGCGGGUUAUCAGGAGCAAGAGGGUUACGAGAACUUUGCGUCGCUACUUGAGCAACCCAAAGAGGACGCCAGAGAUCUUAUUACUGAUCGAUUUCCUCUGCCACGUUUCAUUGUCUGCGAUGCAGGUGGAUCUCAAGCUCGAUUCCUGCUUUCCAAGCUGAACCCCUCGACUACACACACUACGGGUGCGUAUGGCGGAGUCGGAGCCCAGACUGCUCAGACUAUCUUCACGGAUGAUGUGUCACUGCAGACAUUCAUGGAUCACUUAAUGAAAUUGGCUGUGAGUGGAACAAGCUAG